This is a messenger RNA of Trichoderma virens Gv29-8, 1263 nucleotides long. RefSeq lists its product as uncharacterized. The record is from RefSeq and is a predicted model, not a curated record. The transcript is spliced from 3 exons. The coding region runs from base 1 to 1263 and encodes 420 amino acids. NCBI's taxonomy places the organism in Eukaryota, Fungi, Ascomycota, Sordariomycetes, Hypocreales, Hypocreaceae.
AUGGCUUCCUCGUCACCCUCAUCCUCCGUCUUUGACAUCCGCGAGCAUACCAUCCAGGCGUCGCACAUUCGGGAAUACCCGCGCGCAACGGCGGUCUCACAGGACGAACCGCUUCUGCUUCACGUCAAGCAAUACACGCCCAAAAACGGUGGUCCUCCGCGCAAAGGUGACAUUACCAUUGUGGGUGCGCACGCAAAUGGCUUUCCAAAGGCCAGAGUGGCGUCCUCAAUGUCGCGAACCUGGGCAAUGAUCGUACGGCUCUCUCUCUCUGUCUUUCUCACAUCUCAUCUCAUCUCACAUGCCAACUGGCUCGACUAUUCCCGUGACAUCCUCCACCUCAUCAACACCUUCCGCAUGCCCCGGCCCAUCAUCGCCAUGGGCCACUCCUUUGGCGCAAACGCCCUCACAAACGUCGCCCUCAUGCACCCGCGCCUCUUCACCGGAAUGGUCAUGCUCGACCCCGUUAUUGCUCGCUUCACAUCCCCCAAACCGCUCCCCAGCUCGCCACAAACGUACUAUGGGCCCGCGUCCCUCAGUGCUACGCGCCGCGACACCUGGCCUUCGCGUGCUGCCGCCGCCGCCUCGUUCCGCUCUAAGCCCUUCUAUCAGGCCUGGGAUCCACGAGUGCUUGAUCUCUUCAUCCGCUAUGGCCUGCGCGAGGUCCCAUCUACCUCCAAUUCUCAGCAGGACGAAUCCCAAACCCCUGUUCGUCUCACCACAACCAAGCACCAAGAAGUCUUCACCUUUGUCCGACCCAUCUGGCCCGCCCUCGAUCCAGUCAGCAAACUCAUCACCCACAAAUCUCGCGCCCCCGAUAGCGACCUCGACCCAGAGACUCCUACUCAAUUCCCCUUCUACCGCUCCGAGGGGAACAACACUGUAGCCCGUCUCCCCAAUAUCCGCCCCCCAGUCCUCUACAUCUUCGGCGCUAAAAGCAACGUCUCUCCUGCUCAUCUAAUCCGCGAGAAGCUCGAAAAGACGGGUACCGGCGUCGGCGGCAGUGGAGGCGCCAAAGCCGGCCGCGUAAAGGGGGUCACGCACCCUGAGAGUGGUCACCUCGUUCCCCUAGAGGAGCCCGUGUUCUGCGCAAAGGCUGCCGCCGAAUGGACCAAGACGGAGAUGGACAAGUGGUGGGAGGAGGAGAAAGAGUAUGAAGAAUGGGCGAAGAAGCCUUUGGAAGAGAAGGCGACGGUAGACGACGAGUUUAUGAAGCGCCUUGGAGCACCGAAUCGUAAGAGCGACAAGACGAAAGCGAAUUUGUAG